AUGAAUGUUCGCAAGGACAUCCAACCGAGCCCCGUCGGCGAUAGAAACAUGUACAGUCGCUUGGUCCAGAAAGUAAAAAAGCGGAACAAAACAGCCGAGACUCUACGAAAGGCAGUCGAGGAAUGGCAAGCUGCCAAAAAUCUUGUCCAAGCAAAGCAGCAUGUCUUCACCAGUAUCGAUAUUGAAGCAUACGAAAUCGACCAUUCGAUCUUGCUCGAAAUUGGAUGGAGCAUGUAUGACUCCAAGGACGACAAAUACUUUCAUCAACACUACCUAAAUAACGCCUACCGUCACCUCAACAAAGGCAAAUACGUUGAUGACAUGAGACUACGACACCUCCGUGUGGUACUCGACAGUGACCUGAAGUAUUUGCGAAAGCAAAAUUUCAUGUGGCCUGGUCGACUAGGGCACCCAGAUACGGUCGAUGUAUCGCAGAAUGCAGUUGUCACCGCCCUUGACACAGAUACGAUCUUUGCUUUGUGA
This is a messenger RNA of Radiomyces spectabilis, 483 nucleotides long. RefSeq lists its product as uncharacterized. Lineage: Eukaryota; Fungi; Mucoromycota; Mucoromycetes; Mucorales; Radiomycetaceae. The record is from RefSeq and is a predicted model, not a curated record. The coding region runs from base 1 to 483 and encodes 160 amino acids. The transcript is spliced from 2 exons.